UGCGUGGCGGUCAUCUGCAUGGUGUGGACUGCCAUGGCCUUCCCGCCAGUUUUCGAUGUAGGCACUUACAAGUUCAUUCGCGGGGAAGAGCAGUGCAUCUUCGAGCACCGCUACGUGAAGGCCAACGACACCCUGGGCUUCAUGCUGAUGCUGGCGGUCAUCAUCGCCGCCACACAUAUGGUCUACGUCAAGCUCAUCUUCUUCGUCUACGACCAUCGCAAGAUGAAGCCGGCGCAGUUGAUCCCGGCCAUCAGCCAAAACUGGACGUUUCACGGGCCGGGAGCGACGGGCCAAGCGGCCGCCAACUGGAUCGCGGGCUUCGGCAGAGGUCCCACGCCGCCCACCCUAGUGGGGAUCAGACAGACCACGCAUAACCAGAACAAGAGACUGCUCGUCUUGGAUGAGUUCAAAAUGGAAAAGAGAAUAGGCAGGAUGUUCUACAUCAUAACCGUGCUCUUCCUGCUGUUGUGGUCGCCAUAUAUAGUCGCAUGUUACCUGAGGGUCUUUGUCAAAGCCAGUACCAUCCCUCAGGUGUACCUGACCGCCGCAGUCUGGAUGACAUUUGCCCAGGCGGGAGUCAACCCGAUCUUGUGCUUUAUCUUCAACAAAGAGCUGAGGAUUUGCUUCAGAACCCACUUCCCUUGUUUUCAAAGCACACAGACGCCUAGGGAAGCUUACUGCGUUAUUUAAAAGGACAUCUCGAAGAGUAAAAAGCCACCGCCUUUGUUUUUCUUAAGUUAAACAAAAAAAACAAAUCCGCUGAGGGGGAACUCAUAAUAAUAAUAAUGUAUGUGCAGGCGUUUGGCGGAUUAAUCUUUGUCACAGAACAGUCAACUGCACUGGUUUCUGUUUACAUUGAAGAAGUACGAGACGCUGAGUCAAGUGUUUUGAAGACAAGCCAAUUUCUCUGGAAUACGAAUUCAUGGAGGCCACUUUAUAUUAGCAUCUCUCGCGUUGUCUACACGGUGGCUCCAGUUUGAUACAAAUUUUACUGAUUGCUUAAAAAAAAGUAUUGAUCAGGGAAUUCAAACACCAAUAAGCACUUUUCCCAAUCUCAGAGUGUUUUACAAUAAAUGAAUUUAAUAUUUGUGCGCUAGUUGUGCUGCCCAUUACACAGGGCAGAGAAUUAUUAAUAAUAUCCAGAAGAAAACAAGGCAACUGGAGUGUAAAAAUUGUACAAAUCAUUAUUUCAGUGACACUUUUCACCCUUCCCACUCCAAUUUAAGAACUUUGUAUGAUUGUAUUUUCUUUUUGAUAUUUUCUUAGCUUGUUUCUCUGCAUUGUAAUAUACUGAAGAAAAUGUUUUGACCGUUAAACAUUACUUUUUGCAAUUUCAUAUCUUAAUGUGCAUUUUACAAACUGUCUUUGAAAAACAAAUGUCAAUUUUACAUUUCUUUCUCUAGCAGAAUAUAAAUGUCUAGUAGUGUUAGCUGUAGUUAUUGUCAUACAAAGUUAACAAAUUAGUAAGUUAUGCUGUACUCAUCAUUUGAUUGAUUCAAGAUGGUAGCUCUUUUUCUCUUGUACAUUUCCACUGUUUUUACUUGAAAAUAAAUUUAUUAAGCAGAAGGGUAGUUUUUCUCUUCACAGUGAAAAAUCAAAUUAAUGGAUCUCGUUUAACCUAUUUUGGGUGUUUUGGUAAGAGUUACAAUCAAUUGCAGUAAAAGGUACUUAAGAGGAACAGAAGCUGAAGGACUAAGUCUCAUCAAGAUUGACAAUGAUGAGUAAAAAUGUGUAUGUUGUUGAAAGAAGGGAACCAUAUCCAAGAAACUAUUGAACAUCAUAUGAGAUGAAGAGAAAAAAAAAUCACUUUUAAAGUGACAUACGUUUCUUUUGCUAAAUAUUGGUUUAAAUGGAUGGCGGGAUAGGCUUGAGGCUAGAUGGCCUAAUCCUGUUCCUAUAUUUCUUUCAAAUAGCAGAGAAACUGGCAAUGUUGGUGAAAUGCAACUAAAACUACAUCAGCUGCCAAACUGUUAUGCAACAAAUGACAUCCAAAAAUUACCUACAAAUAGCAGGUAAAUGCGGCCAAAAUAUAGAUAAUUUUGUGAGCCUGUCACUGGCAUUGGAAUACAGAUACUUGACUGGACAAGCGUUUUGGAUCAGCAUUCUACUAAUUACCCCAUACAUGGGACAACAGCCUUGAUAUCAAUGUGUUUUAUUUAAUUGGGUUGUGCAACCUGCUAACCAACAGUGUAAUAUUCUGGAAUGAUACAACUCUGUCCCAUAAGUUAGUGCAAUUAAAUUCAUCAUUUUCUUUUUGUUAAUGUGAAAAUGAAAGGUAAUCUUUCAUACUGAAAACUAUAGUUCUUUAUUUGGCAUGUUGGAACCCUGUCACAAAGUUGAAAAAAAUAAAGGUUAUGAAAAUACAUUUUAAAAUAUACUGGAGACCUUUUAUUACCCAUCCAAUUUACUACUUAAGUUUUGAAUUGAAAAGUGGGUUGUGACAUUGUGAUGGUGAAACAAAUAAUGGUGGGAAAUAAAUCUAAAGGUGCCAAAAAAGAACAUAUAAUUGAGCAGACAAAUCACAAAAAUCAAACUGGUGCAUUGAAUCAUACAGUAUGGUUAAGUGAUCAAAUCUUCAGAUGUGUUUAAAUAUCAGGUUACAAUCAUUGGGGACAAUCUGAGCUGUUUCACUCUAAAUGCCUAUGACAUAACUUGGUUUUAUUGUGAUUAAAAAAUGUUUUUCAAAAAAAACCUACUCAGUGAAAUAAUAAAUAGUUUGAUGUUUCUGGAAUUCUAUCAUUUGAUUAUGUUCAGAUAUACAUGAAAUUAGUAAAUUCUAUAGUACAAUAUACAUUAGCCAGCUUAACUAUUAUUUGAGAUGCUGAAUAAACCCAGUAUAAUAAACAAUAAUAUACACAAUAUAAACCCAAAUAAAUAAAAGAGGUAUAAUUAAUUAUGCAGACUCUUUCCCCAUAAUAGGGAAAUCUGCUGAACCCAUGCAUAUACAGUACCCGUAUGAACCCUAUAAAUACCUCCCUCCCAUUUGGGAUCAGUUGUAUUUCACAUUUAUCCAUUGAUGGAAGGUACGAUAUUUUAAGCAGAAAUUGAUGAAUUCUUUCAGUGAGGGCCAAUACAAUCAUGUAGUGAGAUUUUAAUGAUUUCCUUGUUUACAUUAAAGAGCUUUCACAUUCCUCAAGAUUGUUUGAUAACUGAAUUGAGAAUGUACUAAAAACACUUAAAGAAAGGUUGAUUCGUGACUUGAAAAUUCAGCAAUCAGAAUUCUAAAAUUUCAGAAAAUUGGUUGUUCAAAUGUUAACAAAAAUAUAGAUGUGCCAUUUUGACGAUAGACAGCUCGUCCAAUUUUAGUGUGAUUUUUUACUUAGUAAUGAAAUGAUUUUCUCAAUGGGCAUGGCCAGACAUUUUAUAUGUCUUGUAAUUGAAGAUCACAUUAACACUCAUGGCAGAUGUAUUAAAAAAUUUGCAAACUAUGACUUAAGUAAAUUGUAGUUUUCAAUUAACUUGUUGGUGCAUUGAGAUAAAGAAAAAGCAUUAUCCAUUCACUAAAAUGACCAGAAUCUGAAUCCAAAUCCAGACGAGCUGUGUCUUCUUUGCUGACCGCAGUGGUUAUUUGAGAAAUGAUUGAGAUUCUGAUUAAGGGGGUGGUGCAUUCAUGAGUAUAAAUCUGUCAGCAUUAUUCAGUAUAAGUUGCUUAUAUCACACAGAAAGACCACAAGACUGACUGGUGUAGACAAUGGAAAAUAUGCAUGAUGAAUUUGAUGGUUGUUAAAUUUAUAAUCCUUACAAUGUAUACUUAAAAGAAAGAGAGUCAGGUGAAUUUAAUACUUUCAUUACAACUUCCUAUCAAAGUUAUCUGGGAACUCAUUGUUUGCAUUUAAGAAUUUAUUAAAUAUCUAAAUUAUGCCUUUCUCACAGUAAUCAGAUGGAACUAUAUCACUAGCUGUGAGUUAACCUCUUGUCAAAUUAUUAAAGAACACAACAUAAUUAUGAACUACCAUUUCUACCUUUGCACACAAUUAUGCAUAUUGGUAAAAUAUCUUAAAUACGGAACACCAGAGUGUGUAAGGCAUUAUUCAGAUAUCAUUAACUGAUAUUUACAGGUAUAUUUGUCUGGUAUUCUAAAGUAAUGUAACAUUAUCUGGAGGUUACUUCACUGCCAUUUGAUUUUAACCACACAUCCAAACUUAACCUUUAAGGUCUGUAGAGGGCAGGUUGCCAGCUUUGAAUAUCUUUUGAAGAUGAAAUGAAUUGAUUAUCCAUAUUAUUUUAGCUUAACGUGAAGCAGUUUUAACAACAGUUCUUGAAUAUUAUUCACCCUUGUCCUUUUGGGUUGGUUU
Molecule: messenger RNA, 4295 nt
Organism: Leucoraja erinaceus (little skate)
Lineage: Eukaryota; Metazoa; Chordata; Chondrichthyes; Rajiformes; Rajidae
Product: probable G-protein coupled receptor 173
Biological process (GO): G protein-coupled receptor signaling pathway
Cellular component (GO): plasma membrane
Molecular function (GO): G protein-coupled receptor activity
Source: RefSeq, a predicted model, not a curated record